AUGGCGGAGGAAGGAAUAGCUGAAACGCCAUGCCGACAUGCCAGGGACCGGCGAGCGACGUCCCCCGGAGAUAUAUCGGUGAGUCUGUUGUCGCUGGUGGUGACUGCCUGCGGCUUGGCCCUGUUUGGGGUCUCCCUGUUUGUCUCCUGGAAGCUCUGCUGGAUACCAUGGAGGGAGCGUGUGCUCUCCCCCACCGCCAAGGAGGCGCAUGGGCUCCUCAACCCCAUCAUGAGCCCUCUGUCGUCGCGGAUGGCACCCAGGCAGCCGGUCUACACAGCCGUGGACCCCCCGGCUCACAACCACCGUGAGUCAUCGCCGCACGGCUCCAUCGCCAGAGAGCCCACUCCCGUGGCGUCCGUGGUGUCAGUCGAGGCUCCGGAAACGCCAGUAUCACCGCCGCCCGUCGUCAUGGCCACGCCGGAGGCAGCUAUGAAGAUCAGCCACACGUCUCCAGACAUCCCUCUGGACGCCCAGACUAAGAGCCGGGAAAAUGGAGUUCUCACCAACCCACGUAUGCAGAGACAGACCAAUGAACCCCCAACACCCUCCGGACACUUAAUAUCUGAAAUUGGACAAGGGUCCAUUCGUAGGCAUAUGAACUUGUCGAACCCCGACUUCAACGUGUCCCAGUUCCAACGACAGGACUCUCUCACGGGAAUGGGUCUGGGCCUCGGUCGCCUCAAACCUGAACUCUACAAACAGCGCUCCCUCGAGGGAGAGGACGGCAGCCGCCGAGGCGGGGGUUGUGGCCGCCUCCACUUUAUCCUCAAGUUUGACUGCGAGCUGGAACAAUUGAUAGUUAAGAUCCACAAAGCGGAGCAACUCCCAGCCAAGGACUUCUCUGGCACCUCCGACCCUUACGUGAAGAUCUACCUGCUCCCCGAUCGCCAGACCAAGCACCAGACCAAGGUGCACCGCAAGACGCUGAAUCCGGUGUUUGACGAGGUCUUCCUGUUUCCCGUGGCGUACUCUGAGCUUCCCACACGCAAGCUGCACUUCAGUGUCUAUGACUUUGAUCGGUUCUCCCGCCAUGAUAUUAUCGGCCAAGUGGUUGUGGACAACUUCCUGGAUCUGGCAGAUUUCCCCAGGGAGACCAAACUCUGCAGGGACAUCCAGUACGUCUCCACGGAUAACGUGGAUCUCGGGGACCUGAUGUUGUCGCUGUGUUACUUGCCCACCGCCGGCAGGUUGACCAUCACCAUGAUAAAGGCCCGCAACCUCAAGGCCAUGGAUAUCACCGGUGCAUCUGAUCCGUAUGUGAAGGUUUCGCUGAUGUGUGACGGUCGCAGACUGAAGAAGAGGAAGACGUCGACAAAGAGGAACACUUUGAAUCCGGUCUAUAAUGAGGCCAUUGUCUUUGAUGUGCCUCCAGAAAAUAUAGAGCAGAUCAGCCUUUUGAUUGCAGUGAUGGACUAUGACCGCGUCGGCCAUAAUGAAGUCAUUGGAGUGUGUCGAGUUGGCAAUGAUGCAGACAGCCUGGGUCGAGACCACUGGAGUGAAAUGCUCACGUGUCCCCGGAAACCUGUCGCCCACUGGCAUCCAAUCGUUGAGUACCAAGGGACGAGUAGCCAGGGAGGCUCCUGUAACUCUCUGAAGACGCCUCCCUCUCCGUAGCCCUGAGCAACAUAUCAGAGCACCGAUCCACCUGAAGCCUUGGCUGAAACCUUUGGACAAUAGUGCUGCACACAUAUGGUCGUACUAGAAUAAUGCAUACAUUGAUAAACUACUGAAAAGAGAGACACAAACUGUCUCGAGUUCUGCUCAAUAGGAUCAGAUGCAUGUUGAAUGAUCGCAAAGAUGGAUGUUUUCUUUUCUAUAAAGUUCCAAAAGAAAAAUAUAACAGGCGUAUGCAGACAUUUUAAGUCUGUGCUGUUCCUGGCUUUAUACGGUAGUUACUGUUUUUUACAUAGUCUUGUCACUUGUUUUAAUGAGGUGAGUCUGUAUUUGCACAAUGUCCUUACAACCAGUUGAACUGCCAGACUGUUUUCUUUUUUUAUUUGUUGAUGAAUUGAUGCAUGAGGUCAUGGUUCGGUGUGGGGUAUCUCUUUCUCUCUUUGUUUCUGUUUCUAUUUUUGGGAAUAGGAUGUGUCGUUCUGUCAGUUGAUGUACAGUGAUGGUUGGUUUCUAGACAGAGGAUCUGUGAGAAAAAUCUG
Messenger RNA from Pseudoliparis swirei, 2153 nucleotides. It is a transcript of the gene syt9a, whose product is annotated as synaptotagmin IXa. Gene Ontology annotation, biological process: regulation of dopamine secretion; calcium-ion regulated exocytosis; regulation of calcium ion-dependent exocytosis. Bases 1 to 1614 code for a protein of 537 amino acids. Gene Ontology annotation, cellular component: dense core granule; membrane. Lineage: Eukaryota; Metazoa; Chordata; Actinopteri; Perciformes; Liparidae. The transcript is spliced from 8 exons. The record is from RefSeq and is a predicted model, not a curated record. Gene Ontology annotation, molecular function: clathrin binding; calcium-dependent phospholipid binding; calcium ion binding.